GCGGGGUUACAAUUAAGUCGAGAGAGGCUUAUGCUAGUCUUUCAAGCUGCACAGAGAAAAAGAAAAGGAAAAACCAAAGCUCGUACAUUUUUCUUAAAGCCAACUAUAUAUACUCUCCUUAAAACCCUUUGUCAGCUUCUUCCCCUUGCCGUCUUUCAGGCUCCAUUUACUGAUAGCCCCGACCCGAUUUACGAAACCCGAUUCAGAAAGUACAAUCGAAUCGAUGCUUCUUAUCGUCUUAAUCUAGAUUACCAAAUCCUCGUUUUGUCGAAAAAACCCUAGCGAAGUCCCCCUGAUCUCUCUUCAACAUGGGAGAUUACAACGAUGCCUUCAUGCGCAACCAAAACGCCGCUGUUCAGGCCCGCGUUAAACCCCCUCAGAACCGCGCCAAUAUCCAACAGCUCAAACUGAUUGGACAAAGUCAUCCUACUGGUUUAACAGCCAAUCUUUUGAAGCUCUUUGAACCUCGACCUCCAUUGGAGUUUAAACCGCCGCCGGAGAAGAGAAAAUGUCCUCUGUACACAGGAAUGGCACAGUUCGUGAGUCACUUUGCUGAGCCAGGAGAUGCUGAGUACGCUCCGCCUGUUCAGGAAGCUGAAACACCUGCACAAAGAAGAGCCAGAAUUCAUAAGUUACGACUAGAGAAGGGUGCAGAGAAGGCUGCUGAGGAGUUGAAAAACUAUGAUCCCAAUAACGACCCAAACAUUUCAGGUGAUCCUUACAAGACAUUAUUUGUUGCUAGACUUAAUUACGAGACAUCCGAGAGUAGAAUUAAAAGGGAGUUUGAAUCUUAUGGACCGAUUAAGCGGGUUCGGUUGAUUACUGAUAAAUCCACAAAUAAACCCAGAGGCUAUGCUUUCAUUGAGUACAUGCAUACUCGGGAUAUGAAAGCUGCUUAUAAACAAGCUGAUGGAAGGAAGAUUGAAGGAAGAAGGGUUCUUGUGGAUGUUGAGCGUGGUAGGACAGUCCCAAAUUGGCGUCCUCGUAGGCUAGGUGGUGGCCUUGGAACAACCAGGGUUGGAGGUGAAGAUGUUAAUCAAAGGGAGCAACUGCAAUCAGGACCAUCUCGUUCUGAGGAGCCAAGGAUUCGAGAGGAUCGACAUGGUGACCGGGACAGGGAAAUCCCGUGAAAGAGGAAGGAACGGGAGAGGGAACAAGAAAAGUCUCGUGAGCGCUCCCAUGACAGACCAAGGGAUCGUGAUAGAGAGGAUAGGCACCACAGAGAUCGUGAAAGAACUAGAGACAGAGAUAGGGACAGAGAGAGAGACCGUGGUCGUGAUCGCGAUCGAGCACGUGAUCGUGAUCGAGCUCGGGAUCGUGGUCGUGACCAUGCGGAUAGAGAAAGAGAUCGUGACCGUGAACGUGAGAGGGACACAGACAGGGAUUAUGAUGUUGGUGACUAUGAUCGUGAUCGUGGGCGCUCUAGAGAUAGGGAAUCUGAUUAUGACCGUGUUGAAUCCAAACAUGAUCGGGACCGGCAUAGUGAGAGGGAUUAUGAUCAUGGUGAGCAAGAUGAGGAUCAUGGGUGGUAUGAACAGCAUGAGCAUGGCCAUAGGCGUUCAGACCUAGAUGACCAACAUUAUGAGCACUAUGAGCAUCAUCGAGGUCGGGGAGAUUAUGAUUUGGAUGCCCAUGGUGGCCAUGAUCGUUAUGAUCAAUAUGCUGACCAUGACCGUGAUCGUUAUGAUGGGGUGGAAGAAGAUGAUUAUAGGUGAUUAGAUCGUAAGACAGAAAUCAUGUUCCGGAGCAUGAAGAUCAGUGUCAGUUGGUCACUCUUCUUUAGUGUGAGCUGCUUUUUCUCCUAAUGCACCUUGGUCUAGUUAAGAUCUCAAGGAAACAGUUUUCUAUGUGCUUUCUCUUUGAUGUGGUGAAUUCUGAGUUCAGGAGGUUGCCUUUUGGAGUUGGAACCCUGGUACUAUGUGCAUGGCAUCUCUGUUUUACUUUUAUUUUAUUUUAAAAAUUUCUUGACAUACUCGCUAUGUGGUUUUAAGCUUUUAUCCUAUCGACCUAUUGUGUUUGCUCUCCUUUCGAGGACGCUUGAAAUGGGUAACUAAUGUUAAUUGUAUCAUUGUCGUUCUGAUGCU
Molecule: messenger RNA, 2084 nt
Organism: Theobroma umbraticum
Lineage: Eukaryota; Viridiplantae; Streptophyta; Magnoliopsida; Malvales; Malvaceae
Gene: U1-70K
Product: U1 small nuclear ribonucleoprotein-70K
Biological process (GO): mRNA splicing, via spliceosome
Cellular component (GO): U2-type prespliceosome; U1 snRNP; precatalytic spliceosome
Molecular function (GO): mRNA binding; U1 snRNA binding
Source: RefSeq, a predicted model, not a curated record